AUGGAGUCCCUCCCCGGAUUCUCUCCCGCUGGGAGGACGAGAUCGUCCGAUGGCGCCACAGCUGCCAACCCCGACUCUGGUUCCACUUUCGCAAACGCAGCUUCCCAGGCAGAACCGAUAGAUGAUUCCGAGACUGUCUUUCUCAACAAAGGCACCCCGACUCCAGACGCCGGGAUGGAUGUGACCGACAAAUGCCUCGGUCGACCAAAUCCCGUUGACCCCAACCAGGACGAACCCCGAAAGUGCUGGAUCUGCUAUACCGACGAGACGGAGGAAUCGGCGCUAAAUUCCGAAUGGAGAUCUCCCUGUCCUUGCGCAUUAACUGCGCAUGAGGCAUGUCUCCUCGACUGGCUCGCCGAUAUGGAGAACCCCCGAUCGCGCCGACGAAACGGUACUGGCGCAAAAAUGGUCUGCCCCCAGUGCAAAACAGAGAUCAUCGUCACACGACCGCGAAGCUACAUCGUUGAUACUCUGCGCUUGGUUGAAAGAGUGGCCGGGCGCUUAGUUCUCCCCGGCAUGGUGUUCACUGUGGCUGGCACUGUCUGGGCUGGGUGUUGCGCACAUGGGGCCUACUCGAUGUACCUUGUUUUCGGCUCUGAAGAAGCCAAGCAAAUCCUCGAGGACAGCAUUGAUGGCGCAUGGAAUCCUGGAAUGAACCUCGGUCUACCUCUCAUCCCGCUGGUAUUGAUAUUCUCGCGCACUCGUUAUGCCGAGGGUCUUCUCCCCGCCAUCCCAGUUCUUUUCUUCGCAGCACACAAUCCAGGCCAGGAGCCUGACUUCGAUCUUUGGCCUCCAACGCCUGCCAUGACAUUCGCCGCCCUGCCCUACGUGAAGAGCUUCUAUGGUGCUCUUUAUGACCGCCUGUUUGGUGGCCUGGAGAGGAAAUGGAUUGCGGAGGUGCAACCUCGAGCUGCGGAGGAGAUUAUGGACGAGGUACAACAACAGGACCAGGCGGAGGGACUGGGUCGGUUUGGGGACAAUGGGAACGGCCAGAUACUGAUGGAAAUCGAUCUUGAAUUGCAGGUAGGAAUGGGCAACGAUGAUGAGCUGCCUGAAGCUCCAGCUCUUCCUGCCGUAGAGAACCAUGGUGGCGCUGACGAAGCCGCCCAGGAUGGACAGGCACAAGGCCAGAAUGGCGGACAAAACGGACAGGGGCUCGAUAUUGGAAGACGACAAAAUGAUAUUAUCCACGACACGGGAAAUCUCGCCGACAUCGUCCUCGGCGCGCUUGUGUUCCCGGCCAUCUCGGCAUCGAUGGGAGGCCUUCUGAAAUACAUGCUCCCCAAAACAUGGACUACUCCUUCUUCGGCCUUGGAACGCAGCCGCCCCGGACUGCUCCAAACUCGUUGGGGACGCAGCGUUGUGGGAGGAUGCGUGUUCGUGAUGCUCAAAGAUGCACUUGUGCUGUACUGUCGAUGGAAAUUGGCCCAGACACAUCGACGUCGCAAGGUCUUGAAUUAUGACCGGACAAGGAAGCAUACCACCGGAAAGAGGUAG
Penicillium argentinense is the source of this 1497-nucleotide messenger RNA. Its product is annotated as RING finger domain protein. The record is from RefSeq and is a predicted model, not a curated record. Lineage: Eukaryota; Fungi; Ascomycota; Eurotiomycetes; Eurotiales; Aspergillaceae. The transcript has a single exon. Gene Ontology annotation, molecular function: zinc ion binding. The coding region runs from base 1 to 1497 and encodes 498 amino acids.